AUGGGUUGUUAUAAAAUCAACAUAGAUGAAUGUUCAUUAGAUAAUCCAGGUCUUAUAGGAGCUGGCGGGAUUGUGCAGAAUUAUCUGGGUGUUGCUAUUUUUUGCUUUGCCUCGUUCCUAGAGGUAAUAUCAAAUUUUAGUGCAGAAUUUGCAGCAUUCUUCAAAGCAAUCCGUGUUGCUAAGCUUUUUGAUCUAAAGUGGAUUGGUUUGGAAUAUGGUUCGGAAGCUGUGGUUUGGUGUGUUAUGGAGAAAAAGAUCCCAUGGAUUUUCGAACAGAUGUGGCUCUUCUACACCGAUUUCCUGAAUAGGAUCAAUCGGCGUAUUCAUCAUUGCCUUCGGGAAGUUAACAUGGUUGCAGAUGGUCUAGUAAAGCAUGCUGCAACAACAAGAGCAUCUAAGGAGUGGAGUGCUCCUCCAAGAUUCAGCAUCAUUGACAUAGAAUGGGAUGUUGCUGAGAAGCCAAGGUUCAGAUCUUCUUGA
Messenger RNA from Macadamia integrifolia, 480 nucleotides. RefSeq lists its product as uncharacterized. NCBI's taxonomy places the organism in Eukaryota, Viridiplantae, Streptophyta, Magnoliopsida, Proteales, Proteaceae. Gene Ontology annotation, molecular function: RNA-DNA hybrid ribonuclease activity; nucleic acid binding. The transcript has a single exon. The coding region runs from base 1 to 480 and encodes 159 amino acids. The record is from RefSeq and is a predicted model, not a curated record.